Molecule: messenger RNA, 654 nt
Organism: Phycomyces blakesleeanus NRRL 1555(-)
Lineage: Eukaryota; Fungi; Mucoromycota; Mucoromycetes; Mucorales; Phycomycetaceae
Exons: 2
Coding region: 1-654 (217 amino acids)
Source: RefSeq, a predicted model, not a curated record
AUGAAAGAAGAGAUGAAGGCCAUGAAGGAUAAGAUCACAUUGAUGGAUACAAGAAUCGGUGCAGUGAUCACCGGUAACACAACCGCCAUUAAUGGCAUUGAUGCCUUGUCUGCCCUCCCAGCAUCUGCGCAUGUGCCCACUAGUGUUGCAUCCACUUCUGCUGCCCUUCCCAUCACCAAAUCAAGUGAUACUAACGCUGUAUUUCUAAAAUCAAGAGACCAGGCAGAAAUCCAAGCAAACGCCAUAAAACCAAAGUGGGCAGUUGAUGUUCGUUUUGAUCGCUCUCCAAAUAGAGAGUUAGUCAAACAACUCUUGUAUUACUUGGAAAAGAAGUUUGCUGGCACUGAUAUGAGGACACGCGACCUUCGUAAGUGUAUAUAUACAAACUUCUGUAGUAGACGUCGCCAGCAAAGGGAACUUCCAGAAACAAGACGAGCCUUGAAUACUAAUUCAAGAAGAUCUGGCCGUGAAACUGACACUGUAGAAAAAAAAGUGCAAGUACUCGCAGAAAUAAUUGCAUAUCUGCAAAAUCCAUGUAACUUUGUAAAAAUCAUAUCAAUCUUACUAAAUUUAGAGUGUUAUAAGCCCCUUUUAGAAGCUGUGGACCCGCAAUUAAUCUUUUUUUCAUGUGUUAAACUCAGUCGUCUAUUUUAA